Molecule: messenger RNA, 4225 nt
Organism: Crotalus tigris (Tiger rattlesnake)
Lineage: Eukaryota; Metazoa; Chordata; Lepidosauria; Squamata; Viperidae
Gene: SNTA1
Product: syntrophin alpha 1
Exons: 8
Coding region: 1019-2491 (490 amino acids)
Cellular component (GO): dystrophin-associated glycoprotein complex; sarcolemma; neuromuscular junction
Molecular function (GO): structural molecule activity; protein binding
Source: RefSeq, a predicted model, not a curated record
AACUUGAAAAGUCUGGGAUCCAUUAGAUUACCUGCCGCAAUGUUUUUCACAUUUUAAAUAUUAAUACCACUGGAAUUCAACCUAAACUGUGCUUAGCCACAGACUGAAAGUCACUACUGAUCAUAAGCAUUAUGGAAUACUGCAAUUACUUCAACAAGUUUUCAAACUGUGAUUUACAAGAUUUUCACAGCAAGGAAAGGUUAAUCCUUUCCCAAUUUGAAAAAGCAAUAUUGGUGCUAACGUCAAAGGGAGCCUCGGAUAAUAUGCUAUCCAGACACAGAGAUACACAGACAUGAAAGCUCAGAGGCACUUCUACAUCAAAAUGUCAGGCUCAAUUGUGUCUUUUUUUGGGGGGGGGAGACUCUGUUCAAGCUUUUCUGUAAGUUUAAAUGAAAAGGAAAAUGGUACCAUUCUGGUUUUGCCACUGACUGGUAGAGCGGAAAGCAUAAAGUUAUGUUCUGGAAAGAAAUUCAUUGAAAGCACAUCCCCAUUUCUGUGAAAAUUCAUUGGUAUAGAAACUUCACCUGUUAAAUUUUGGCCUGCCCUAACAGUGGAGCCCUGACACUAAAAAAUAAAUUAAAUAAAAUAUGUGGCAUCCCCGGUUUCCUGAGGCGAGACGUGACGGUACAGCUGGCAACGGCAGCCGAAGACGACGGCGGCCAAAUGCGCGGACAGGGCUCUGACGAUCUCUGAAAAGAUGAGGGCGAGGCCCACCGCUCGCGCCUGCCCUUCUGCCCGACCGAGGAAGCAACCACGCUUCCCCAAACGAGCAGGGGGUAUUUCGCCAGACGGGGCGUCACGCACGGCUCCCGAAUCCCCUCCCGGGGUUAGGAGAGGAGGGUCCAGGGGCGGCUCCUUGGGCGGGGAAGCGCUGCCGGGGACGGCUAGCUCACUCGGCGCUCGGCUAGCCGUCGGGUCGAUUCGGUAGCUCUUCGCCGUACGCACGGCCCGAUUACAAGCAAGCGAGAGGAGGCGUUGAAGCGGCGGCGGCAGCAGCUAUCCGAGGAAUGCGCUGAAGAUGGCGGCCGUCCGGAGAGCGCCCAAGAGCGGCUUGCUGGAGCUGCGAGCGCCGGGCGAGCAGUGGCUGCGCGUCUUGGUGACUCUUUCCGAAGACUUCUUGAGCGUCAUCCCCAGCACCAAGGGCUCCGAGGAGCCGCUGCAGCCGCCGCCGAGCCCCGUGCAACUGAACGGUGCCGAGGCGUGCGCUCUCGUCCCAGACUCGCUAACCAACAUCAAGCGCACGGUGCGGAUCGUGAAGCAGGACGUGGGGGGGCUCGGCAUCAGCAUCAAAGGUGGUCGGGAAAAUAAAAUGCCCAUCCUGAUAUCCAAGAUUUUUAAGGGGCUGGCUGCAGACCAGACAGAAGCUCUGUUUGUAGGGGACGCCAUCCUUUCCGUCAAUGGUGCUGACCUGUCCGAUGCUUCCCAUGAUGAGGCAGUGCAAGCUCUGAAGAAGACUGGCAAGGAAGUAGUAUUGGAAGUCAAAUACAUGAAGGAAAUCUCUCCUUAUUUUAAGAAUUCCUCAACUGGUGCAACUGUAAGUUGGGAUUCUUCACCAGGCUUUCAGAAGCAAGCUUCUCCAGCUCUUUCCCUGCAAGACCUCAAGGAAGGGAAGAAUGUCCCAUUAAAAAUGUGCUACAUAUCAAGGAAGUGUCUUCCAAGUGAUCCAGAAAACAGGUACCUAGAAGUGUGUUCGGCAGAUGGACGGAUCUCCUUGUUCCUUCGAGCAAAAGAGGAAGCAUCUGCCCAGUCUUGGUUCAAUGCUAUUCAUAGCAAUGUUAGCAUUCUGUUGCCAAGAGUCAAAGAGGAGCUGAAGGCCUUACAAUCAGGACUUGGCAUUGUAGGAAAUAGAAACAUCAAGCACAUUGGCUGGCUCACAGAACAGCUCCCAGGUGAUGGAACAAAAAAUAUCCUUGCUAUUCUCACAGAGAAGGAGCUUCUUUUCUAUGGCAAUCUCCCCCAAAACAGAGAUGUUCUGAACAAGCCAACUCACAGAUUCCCUCUUAUAGCCACCAGGCUUGUACACUCUGGCCCAUCAAAAGGUUCUUUAUUGUACGACUCAGAACUCUCUUUUGCUUUGCGGACUGGAACUAAGAAAGGUGUGGAGACACAUCUUUUUAGUGUGGAGACACACCGGGACCUAGCCACAUGGACAAGAAUGCUGGUGGAUGGUUGCCAUAAUGCAGCUGAGUGUGUCCAGGAAGUGUCAACUGCUUGUACAUGGAAGGGGAGGGACUGCACCCUGUCCAUCCACAUUGACAAGGGUUUCACCAUCUCCACCCUGGAGCCAGGCCUCACCAAUGUUGUUCUUCUCCAGCAACCCUUUGAGAAGCUACAGAUGUCUUCAGAUGAUGGGGCCAAGAUGCUUCACUUGGAUUUUGGCAGCUCAGAGGGAGAGAUUCAACUAGAUCUUCAUUCCUGUCCCAAAACGAUUGUCUUCAUCAUCCAUUCGUUCCUCUCUGCCAAGGUGACCCGGCUUGGAUUAUUGGCAUAGGGACAUAGAGCAAACUCUGGAGAGAAGCAAGAUUUUGUGCAAGCUAUGCAGUAUGGUUCUACCUUCAUGGUGAAAAUAAAGGGUUGAAAUACAGACUAGAACAAGAACAACAUUUCAGCAUCCACAGCUGAAAUAAAAAACUGUUAAACUUCAGGGACAACUGAAGAAAGCAAAUGGACAGCUGUCCAGAAUCUCCAUCUUAAGACUUGACAACUUGAUACCAAGAUGACAUCACCAUCCCAUCUCCUACAUCAGAAGCUUGAAAAAAGGUGAAGGUGUCAUACCAAUCCAGUUUAGCCAUCACAUUAGUGCCUUGAAGAUAUUUUAUAUAUACAUAAAUAUAUAAAUAUAUAUAUAUAUCAAAUCUGUUUGUAUCAAGGUUUUAUAUUUAUAUAUAGUUCAUUUGCUCUCUUAGUGGUUUUUAGUCUAGCGUUUCAACACUAUUUUAGACUCAAGAUACUAUACUGUACCGACCUAUCUGGGACUAAUCCAUGAACUCAGAAGGAUUUAUUUUUAAGUGAACAUGCAUUAGGUUGAACUGAAAAUUCAGCGAAAGUGCUUAAAAUUUAGCAGAAAGCCAUUUUUUUUACAUGCAGCCGACAAAAGUUAACUGUCUAAAUCCAAUCUUUUUUAUUUAUCUAAAAUUUGGAAAUAGUUACAAAAGGCUUUUUUUAAGGAAACAGCAAGAAAUAACUUUAAUCUUACUUAAUCCUAGCCCCAUAAUUUUUAUUUGUCAAAUAUAACUGGAGGUGCUUUUGACGGGGGAAGCAAUUAAUUUUAUGAGCUAAAAUUGUGCAUGAAAUUUGUUUUCAUUUUUGUCAGAAUAAAUCUAGAUUGCUGAAGAUGACUAAAGCAAACCUUUUCCAAUUUAUCUUGAAAGUAAUGUUUGGAAUUACUCAUUGAGCUUGAAAUCUAUCAAUUUUUGACACAACAGUGGCUCUCAAUUUAAUUUUAAUUGGAGUGGCUUUUUAGCUGCCAACUGCUGCCAUGGUUAUUAUCAGUCUAAUCAGGAUUCUGUUGUUUAACAAUCUUAACUAUAUUGAAACUGCCUACAUAACUUUUCAUGUUUUGCUCUUCUAAUAAGUUUUAAUUUAUAUAUUAGUGAAUUAAUAUUAGGCAGACUGUAACACACACAUUCUAAACACAGCAUGACUGUUAAUUAAAUGAAAACUGACAAUGAGAAAUUUUCUAAAUGUCAAAUGUAAAUAUAAAUUUUAAGUGGUUCUUAGAUUACAUCCCAGGAUCCAGAAGGUUGGGCAAAUUGUUCCCACAGAGAUUAAACUGGAUCCAACUAACCCAAUCGCCUUGUACCCACUUAAAAAAAAAAGCAACGGGGGGGGGGGAGAGAUGGAACUACAUAUUGUGCCUCUUCAAUUCCAGAAAAAGCCAUAUAUUCAGCUUUUAUGUUUCAGUUAUUGCACAACCACAGCUGUUUCUUCACUAUUGUCAAUAAAUGCAGAAGACAAAGGGGUAAAUAUUUCUCCUACCUAUGAUUAUAGUGAUGCCGCAACGAACAAACAGAUAGAACAUGCCAUUUCAAGAAUGGUAUCUGGAAUUUUAUGGGUACAAAGUAUGCGCUGUGGAAUUGGGUGAUUUUAUAUACAUAACUCUCCAACUAUAUCACUGUCUGUAUGCUAUUACUAUUCACCAGAGCACAAAAUAACACUGCAAGAAAUUGUUGCUAAACAAACAAUGAUUAUAUUAUAUUGCACUUAUAAAAAUAACUUCAGCUGA